AUGAAGCGAUGGACGCCCAUCGCUGUGCUGGCUUCGCUGGCUACUAUCGUACUCGGCAAUGAGGUCCAGAUAAAACAAGAUGAUGCCAACCGUCAGCGCUGUUCGGGCAUGUACGCCCGCAGCGAAUGGGCCGGUCCAGUCGACCCCUUCAUCCUCAUAAAGUUCCUCCCACUCCCUACCACGAACCCUCCGGCGUCCAACGACUCCGAUCCGCUCGCCUCACUCAUUCUCUUUGAAUGGAGGGACGAGGAGCUCAUAGGCCGCCUCCCCGACAACGCGCAGUCGUACCUCGACAAAGAGACCAUCUGCGACCAAGCCAACGUCGACCGCCAAUUCUGCACGUCCGAAAACAUCGGACAGUUCAUCCUGGUGCCCAACGCCACAGAAAAAGCACACAACCCUAUAGCCAACGAAGCAAUACACCUCAGAGACCCCAAAGUCAUCAACUACCCAAUACGGCGGACGGGAUACUACUGCGUCUCGACCUACGCCUUCUCGAACCAAGAUUACACCGCCGUGGUCGAAUGGCGGAACGCCUUCGGCGAGCUCCCGGCCGCGCAGAUCGCCAAACUCCCCUUCUACGCCGGCCUCACUAUCGCGUACGCCCUCCUGAUCAGCGCCUUCGGCUUCCUCUACGUCAAGCACCGCAGCGAUGUCCUGCCCGUGCAGAACUACAUAGCCGCAACGCUGCUCUUCCUCGUCGUGGAGCAGCUCAUGACAUGGGGCUUCUACGACUACCAGAACCGCCACGGCAACACGAUCGGAAAUAAGAUCUACCUCGUCGUUGUCGCCGUCCUUAACGCGGGGCGGAUCUCGCUGUCGUUCUUCCUCUUGUUGAUCGUCUGCAUGGGCUAUGGCGUCGUAAAGCCCAGUCUUGGGAAGACGAUGAUCUACGUCCGCAUCCUCGCGAUCGUGCACUUCGUCUUCGGCGUCAUUUACGCGAUUGCCUCGUUGGCCGUUACGCCGGACACGGUCGGGCCGAUCGUCCUGUUCGUCAUCUUGCCGUUAGCCGGCACCCUGACCGCAUUCUACGUCUGGACCUUAUCCUCCCUCAACGCUACGAUGAAGGACCUAAUCGACCGCAAACAAAAGACAAAAGCCCUAAUGUACAAGCGCCUCUGGUGGUGUCUGCUAAGCAGCAUCAUGGUGAUUUUCGGAUUCUUCUUCUACAACAGCUUUGCCCUAGCCGGGUCGAGUGAGGCGGACUUCAUACCGAAUCACUGGAGGGGAAGGUGGUUCGUGCUGGAUGGAUGGCUGAACUGUGUGUAUUUUGUGGAUGUAGCGUUUAUUGCGUAUUUGUGGCGACCAACGGAGAAUAAUCGGCGGUUUGCUAUGAGUGAUGAGCUUGCGCAAGAAGACGACGGCUUCGACCUCCGCUCCGUGCAUAGUCGGGACAGUCUGGACGACUUGGACUCCCCCGACGAUCCCAAUAACGCGAAACGUCGUGAAGCGGAGCUCGAUCUAGAGCGAGACACGUUCGGUGGGUCGUCAACAGCAGAGGCCAACAGAGGCGCACCUUCAAAACCACUGGGACAGCAUCCGCCUUCCUCGAAGCCGAGGCAGUCCUUGGACGGCGAGACAAUCUUCGCCGUAGGCGACGAAGACGCGGAGUGGAGUGAGGGCGAGCCGGAGGACGAGGAUGAUGGUGAAGGGAAGCGGAUGGUGAAGAAAUCAUGA
Cyphellophora attinorum is the source of this 1677-nucleotide messenger RNA. RefSeq names its product Membrane protein PTM1. NCBI's taxonomy places the organism in Eukaryota, Fungi, Ascomycota, Eurotiomycetes, Chaetothyriales, Cyphellophoraceae. The record is from RefSeq and is a predicted model, not a curated record. The transcript has 3 exons. The coding region runs from base 1 to 1677 and encodes 558 amino acids. Gene Ontology annotation, cellular component: membrane; Golgi apparatus. Gene Ontology annotation, biological process: retrograde transport, endosome to Golgi.